AUGUCGGGAAAGGUUGUGGAAGAUGUUGUGUACGAUGUAUAUCUAAACUGUUUGCUAGGAGCUUUUGCUUGGUGGGUAGGCAGAUCAGUAAAUGCAGCAGGCAAUGCGGUGCUCUCUGUCGUAGAAUUUAAUUUUGGAUAUUUUGAAAGGAGUGUCGCAAGAAUAUCUGCAAAGAUAGAGGAUCAAAACGUGGGAUCUAUUUCUCGAAAUGGGAAUCUGUUGCACGUGGUUGCACAGGUAAUGUUUUAUGAUUUUCGUCCUCGUAGUCGCAGUCGUAGUCGUAGUCGUUUUGAUUUUAGGGAAAAAGAAAAGGAGGGAAGAGAUUCGGAGAAAACGGUUUUGCGGGAUUCGGAAUUUGUUGCUUGUUGCUCGUUGCUCGUUGCGUUGCGUUGA
Molecule: messenger RNA, 393 nt
Organism: Sclerotinia sclerotiorum 1980 UF-70
Lineage: Eukaryota; Fungi; Ascomycota; Leotiomycetes; Helotiales; Sclerotiniaceae
Exons: 2
Coding region: 1-393 (130 amino acids)
Source: RefSeq, a predicted model, not a curated record